GAUGUCUUUAGAGAAGGAUGGUAGUUUACCAUCUACUCUUGACAUAUUGAAGAUUUCCUCGUCAAAAGCUUUAAGCGGAGGUAUUCCAGGGGCUCUUGCUAUGGUGAUACAAGUGUGCACAUUAAUGCCUCUUCGAACGACCUUUAAUUAUCAGUACCGUCAUGGCGGUUCAUCUACUGUAACAACGUUCCGUGUUCUUUAUAAUGAAGGGGGGCUUCGGCGCUUUUACAGGGGAGUAGCUCCAGCCUUAUUGAUGGGCCCUCUCUGCCGCUUCGGAGAUACCGCGGCGAAUGUGGGUGUUCUUUCUCUUCUCGACUCUUUUAAAAGUACUGAGGGGUUUCCUAUCGCUCUGAAGACGAUGGCUGCCUCUACAACGGCUGCACUGUGGAGAAUAAACCUAACCCCUAUAGAUACUUUAAAGACUACUCUGCAAGUACAGGGCCCUAAAGGGCUCUCGCUGCUGGGUGAGAAAAUCAAAAUGCGAGGACCUUCCAUUCUUUAUCACGGCGCUCUUGCGUCUGCUUCAGCUACGUUUGUUGGCCACUUUCCUUGGUUCUUUACUCAUAACCAGUUAAGCUCGCUAAUUUCUAAACCCGCCGACGAUCGUUUCUUUUUGAAACUAUCAAGAAAUGCACUAAUUGGGUUUAUCUCCUCGAUGGUUUCGGACACGUGCUCAAAUUCCAUCCGGGUGGUGAAGACUACUAAACAGACACACGAACAACCCAUAACGUAUCCUCAGGCCGUUAGCAUGGUGAUUUGUAAGGAUGGCGUUACAGGAAUGUUAUUUUCGGUUUUGUGGAAAUUUUUUGAAGAAAAGUUUGCUUUUGACAAGUAGCAUUGCUUGUAUGCUUUGCAUCGACCGUAGACCUGUUUGUUACCUUUGUCAUUUGAGUUGCCCUUUUACAUUUGCUUGUUAACUCUUAUUAUUUAGUAAAAUA
Molecule: messenger RNA, 938 nt
Organism: Zophobas morio
Lineage: Eukaryota; Metazoa; Arthropoda; Insecta; Coleoptera; Tenebrionidae
Exons: 5
Coding region: 2-835 (277 amino acids)
Source: RefSeq, a predicted model, not a curated record